AUGCCUGAUUUAUUUAUUUGUUUUCUUCAUUUGUUCGCUUCCCAGUUUAACAAUGACACUCGCCUGAAGCCUCUGUAUCUGGAGGAGGACUGGUGCAUCCGUCGUAGUGAACGAAUAUUUCUCAGUGAUUCCAGUCCACAACCGUCACCAAAUAGUAUCCGAGGACCAGCCCAAAAUACUAGUCAGCAAGGUUCUUUGGCAACUUCAGGAACAAGUGUGAACAACACCCUGACCAAGACAAGCACCCGAAUCAGUCGUUCGAACAGUGGCGCUAACCCAAACAAUAUAACAAGCAGUGGGUCUGCAACGCCAACUGCACUUGGGUCUUCAAUAACUGCCUCAACUACUGGCACUCUCUCAGCUCCUGAUUCACAAAAACCAAGCCGCACGCGAAAAGUGGUCCAAAAGAGUAAGGAGAAAGAAACAAAGGCUUCCAGAAAGACCGUCUCCCCACAGAGGGCUCAUACGGUAGUUACCACCACCACCACAACCACCAACACAAUGUCCUCUUCAGCUUCUACCUCUAAUGUCACUGAGAUUUCAUCAUUGGCCUAUCAUUCUUGUCACUCAAAUUCUACAACUUCACUCCAGCCUUUCUUUCUUUCUUUGUUUCUUUCUUUUUUCCUUCUUUCAUUCUUUCCUUAUUUUUUUCCUUUUCUUUCUUUCUUUGUUUCUUUUCCUUUUCCUUCUUUCAUUCCUUUCUUUUCUUUUUUAUUUUUUGAUUCUUUCCUUCUUUCUUUCCUUUCACUUUGUUUUUCUUGCUUACUUUCCUUCUUUCCUUCCUUCUUUCUUCUUUUCCUUUUUCUUUCCUUUUUUUUCCUUUCUUUCUUUUUUUUCUUGCUCCUUUCCUUCUUUUUUUUUUUCUUUCUUUUUUCUUUCCUUCUCUUUCUUUGUUUCCUUCUUUCUUUCUUUCCUCUUUUUUUUCUUUCCUUCUUUUCUUCCUUCCUUUUCCUUCCUUCCUUCCUUUCUUUCCUUUCCUUCUUUUUUUAUUUUCUUUCUUUCUUUCUUUCUUUUUUCCUUUCUUUCUUUCUUUCUUUCUUUCUUUCUUUCCUUCCUUCUUUCUUUCCUUCCUUUCUUCCUUCCUUUUUCCUUCCUUCCUUCCUUUCUUUCUUUCCUUCUUGCUCCCUUUCCUUCUUUUUAUUUUCUUUGAUUCUUUCCUUCUUUCUUUGUUUCCUUCUUGCUUGCUUUCCUCUUUUUCUUUUUUUCAUUCUUCUCUCUUUCUUUCCUUCUCUCUUUCUUUCCUUCUCUCUUUCUUUCUUUCUUUCUUUCCUUCUCUCUUUCUUUCUUUCUUUCCUUCCUUCCUUCUUUCUUUUCUUUCUUUCUUUCUUUCUUUCUUGCUCCCUUUCCUUCUUUUUAUUUUCUUUGAUUCUUUCCUUCUUUCUUUCCUUCUCUCUUUGUUUCAUUCUUGCUUGCUUUCCUCUUUUUUCUUUCCUUCCUUCCUUCCUUCCUUCCUUCCUUCCUUCCUUCCUUCCUUCCUUCCUUCCUUCUUUUUUACCUGCUUUCUUUCUUUCUUUUUUCUUUCUUUCUUUCUUUUCAUUUCCUGAUUUUUUUUUUUACUUUUCCCUUCCUUCUUGCCAACAGGGAUACCUUCCUUUCAACCCAAAAGAAUGUUUUUUUUCAAAAUCUUUGUUUCAUUUCCAGAGACCUUCGUCCCAAAAUGAAUUCAGUGAGAAUGAGGGUGAAGGCAGUGAUUUCAGCAGCAGUGAUGGAGAUAAUAUUCCACUCAGUGUUCUUCGAGAAAAAGCACCAACACCUGAGCCCCGUUGUUGUACUAUUGAAAAAGAGGACCUCCGCGAUGGACUGAGAGUGUUACUUUUCAGAGACGGAUUGUUUUAUGAGGGAGAAGUGAAAGCCAUUAGACCACCAGAUGUUUAUGGUGUUGUUAUUGAUAAUGAACGAGGACACCGACCUCAUAUUUAUUCCCAGGAAGAGAUUCUCAAAGACGCUGUACUUGAUGUGACCCCCGGUUCCCAAAAAUACCUUUCUGAAGGCACUCGAAUGUGUGCCUAUUGGAGCCAACAGUACAGUUGCCUUUAUCCAGGAACCAUUUCCAAAUCGAGUCCUGACCCUCAUGCUGACAAAAAUUCUGUAAGUGUGGAGUUUGACGAUGGCGACACGGGGCGAAUUCCCAUUGAUCAUAUUCGAAUGCUCCCACAAGACUUCCCCAUUGCAUCCUAUGACCAAAAUCCAAUUCUUCUCAUGGGCAAAAGACGAAGAAGGACUACAUCUGAAGAGGUAGACCUCAAGAAAUCUUCAAGCUCCGAGGCCUUUAUCAGCAGGGGUCUGAGUGACAGCAAGCGCUUCUCUAAAUCAAAGUCCUCGAACCCGAGUUACAAAUCCUCAUCCAAAUCUCCGAUCAGAAAGCAGCAGCAACAGGCAACCCUGCCACCACCACCGCCACCACCGCCUCCACCCCGUCCUUCACAGGUCUUUCAGUUUGACUCAGCAGUCAAGUCAUCACAUAAGUCGAAUGUAGAUGCUAAAGUUGGGGGUUAUAAGGCGUUGUCAGCAUCUUCGUCAUCAUCAACCUGCAUCGGGGUAUCAGCUACCACUGCAAACCAUGCAACGUCUUCAGACAACUCUCUGACUACCGACUCCUCUCACUGCCGUAAGUCCUCCAUGAACUUGUCUUCAUCUUCGUCAUCGUCGUCGUCGUCGUAUAAGAAUGUGCUGAGCAGUAAAUACUCUCACUCCAGCAAUUCGAAAGAUGCAAGCUCGAGACGAAAACACAAACGUCGGAAAGACAACGGCCUUCAAAAACACUCGAUAGACCAUUCACAUGUUGCAGAAAAAUCCCUGCAUCAAAAAGAUAGAUUGAAACGGAAAAAAAAAUCAUCUUCCGCUUCAUCAUCGUCGUCGUCCGCCAUUUGUGAAAUACCGUCCGCAUCUGAGCCACCGAUGCCUCUGCCAUCCAGUGGUGAGAGCUUGUUGUUCGUUCCUAACAUCGAAAAAACAUCCAUUCUACCAGGUUAUUGUAAGCUAGCAACAAAACAGUCUAAUCCUCAUUCUCCGUUUUCUAUAAUCCGGGCUGCAUCGUUUGAUUUUAAAACUAAGAAAAACCUGAAAGUACUCAGCUCGUCGUCGUCAUCGUCGUCGACUUCUUCUUCUUCUUCUUCUUCGUCUCUGACCGUCGAUCGUAGUGCAACGAAUAAUAAUGGUGAGAAGUAUUCUUCUCAGCCACCUCCAGGUAACCAGGUUGCGUCUGCCGAUAGGAACAAUGAUUGCUCUGGGGUAAAGCAAAAAUUUACAGAAAAAAGUCAUGGGAAAGAUAAAAAAGCAAUUUUGAAGAACACAAAAUCUAGCAGCAACAAAAAGAAACAGAGUGAGAGAAAUGGCUCGUCCGAGAGUAAAAGCAAAAUUGCAGCAUUUCUACCUGCCAGGCAGCUGUGGCGCUGGUCUGGAAAGAGUACAAAACGGCCUGGAAUGAAAGGCAAAGCUAAGAAAGAAUUCUACAAAGCAAUUGUACGAGAAAAGGAAACUAUUAUGGUCGGUGACUGUGCUGUGUUCUUGUCCACCGGGCGCCCCCACUUGCCAUAUGUAGGCAGCAUUGAAAGUCUUUGGGAAGGAUGGGGAGGAAAUAUGGUUGUCAAAGUGAAAUGGUUCUAUCAUCCUGAGGAAACUAAAGAUGGCAAAAAUCUUCUUAAUUUGAAGGGAGCUUUAUUUCAAUCGACCCAUGUCGAUGAGAACGACGUGCAAACCAUCUCACAUAAGUGUGAAGUGCUUUCCAUUGCUGAUUUCCGUAGCCGAAAGUUUGAGGACAAUAACAAAAUGGAUGAUUGCGAAGAUAUUUAUUUCCUGGCUGGCUCCUAUGACCCAAUGACCACACGAGUGACCUACGAGUCAGGUAUCCCAGGUAUCAUAUGA
This is a messenger RNA of Acanthosepion pharaonis, 3864 nucleotides long. The record is from the annotation of a GenBank genome assembly. NCBI's taxonomy places the organism in Eukaryota, Metazoa, Mollusca, Cephalopoda, Sepiida, Sepiidae.